UUCAGUACUGAACAUAAAUAUCAAAAUCAAGUAUUUUGUAUACAAUUUACUGUGUAUUUUUAUGGAAUAAAAUAUUGAUUUUUCACGUUUAUAGCGUAUUUUUGUAUCUAUUAAUAUAGAUAUGUGUUAAGUGAGCGUAAUUUUAGGAUAUUGUGCUUUUUUUUCAAAUUGUGACCAAAGGAUAUUUAUUACUGAACAUAAGUAUGGCUCCAGUGAAAUUCGGAUUGUUUAAGGCGCGAAGCCGGGACCAGCAAGAACAACCUUCUACAGAAAACCUACUGAAAUCAAACAACAGUAUUGACCAAGCAGGUACACCUAGCUCGCCAAUACCUUCCACUAGUAAGGGUAUAGUUGACGAUCUGUCACCACUAGACUUCGCUAUACUCAACUUGGAUGAUGAUGAUGAUGAUUUAUCUGAUGCGAAACCGAAUCCCAGACGAGGUAGUGAUUGCAGCCAAGUCGAUCCGACACAGAUAAACUACCGUCAACUGCAGAACCCAUCUCUCACAUCAACAUCAACAUUAGACGAUCUAGACCAAAUACACAUUUAUGAUGAACCAGCCACACAUUACGACGGCGCGUCCACGUCGUACGACGCGGAUUCGUCACAAUUCGACGUCAACUCGUCACAGUUUGACGUGAACUCGUCAGACUUCGACGCGAACUCAUCACAGUUCGACAUUAACUCGCAAUUCGACGCGUCGUCGAUUGCCGCCAGCGAGGAUCUCUCUGUGUACUGCGCUAUGUUGAAGAAACCGAAGAAGAGUCGAUCGAAAGAACAGCAGCUGCGCGAUAUAGAUAUGUGGCAAGCGAGUAACAUUGAAGUCAUGCAGAACCUUCUAAACAGAAGCGGGACCCUCGACGAACAAAUCAAAUGGGAGGCGAUUGCAACAGCCCGCGGUCUUUGCACCCUAACAGACAGUUGUACUUGCGACGAUUGCACGGGGGCGAAGUACUUGGCCGGGGUCACGGACGGGGACGGAGGCCUGGGUGCUGCGCCUCUGUUCAGCGCUAUCAGCGUUGGCUGUCAGAUACAGUAGUUUUGGCCAUAUUUAUUGAUUCUGGUUGAACUAGUAGCCAGGGGGCUAUAUAUCGUUAUCGGAUAAGGAUAUCGUUAUAUCAUGAUUUUUGGUGAAUUCAAUGCAUAUAUUCGAGAUCCAAAUAUGUGGAAAAUACAGUUUAUUAUAUGGAA
Molecule: messenger RNA, 1192 nt
Organism: Zerene cesonia (dogface butterfly)
Lineage: Eukaryota; Metazoa; Arthropoda; Insecta; Lepidoptera; Pieridae
Exons: 6
Coding region: 204-1040 (278 amino acids)
Source: RefSeq, a predicted model, not a curated record